Messenger RNA from Filobasidium floriforme, 795 nucleotides. Its product is annotated as armadillo-type protein. Gene Ontology annotation, cellular component: eukaryotic translation initiation factor 3 complex; cytoplasm. The transcript is spliced from 3 exons. NCBI's taxonomy places the organism in Eukaryota, Fungi, Basidiomycota, Tremellomycetes, Filobasidiales, Filobasidiaceae. Gene Ontology annotation, molecular function: ribosome binding; translation initiation factor activity. Bases 1 to 795 code for a protein of 264 amino acids. Gene Ontology annotation, biological process: regulation of translational initiation. The record is from RefSeq and is a predicted model, not a curated record.
AUGCCCAGUUCAACCAGCGCCGUCGCUCCCAAGUCUACGGAAUCUUGGCAUGCUCCCAGCUUUCGACCGGAGGACAUCAACGCCUUGAUCUCUGGUGUCGACCGAUACAACCCGCACAACGUCUCGCUCUUGGAGGACUACCUCGACGUCCAGAUCAAGGACGGUCAACACGACUGCUUCGCCAACUUGGCCAUCCUCAAACUCUACCAAUUCAACCCCAACAUGUCCAACGCCAAGGUCGUCAUCGACAUCCUCCUCCUCGCGCUCGUCUCCACCCCGACGAUCGACUCGCCCGACUUUUCGCUCGCCCAGUCCUUGGCGCUGGAUCGACCGAGUCAGGCGAUGCUGAAGCAGCAAAACUAUGACGACGAGGACGAUGCGGCAGGGCAUGUGGAUGAGAUCGAGACGGUCAUGCCGUACUUGCAAAAGCUGUGGGCGUUGUUGAAGGAGUGCAAGUUUAGAGAAUUCUGGAACGUCUGGAAGUCGGACAAGAGCGAUGGGGCUGAAGUUAUCCGAAGCCAAUACCUCCCCAACCACAACCACGCCGUCUCCUCCCUGCGUCUCCUGAUCGCUACGACCAUCGCCAGCUCGUUCUCCUCCAUCCAGACCUCGCGUCUGCAAAAGUGGCUCGAUCUCGACUCUGCUAACGAGGUCAGCUCGUUUGUGGAGGGUCUGAACGGAUGGACCGUCCAGGGAGAUUCCGUCAAGAUCGAGGGUAAUGGGGAUAACGAUGUCAAGGCCGGGGUUGUCAAGGAGCAGGUCGAGCUGAGUCGUGAGUCGCGGUGGACCGAUUAG